AUGACAUGGAAGAUAUCACUGAUGACUACUCCGACGCUUCAGGAUGACAUGGAAGAUAUCACUGAUGACUACUCCGACGCUCCAGUUAGAACACAUUUAAUAGAAUUCAAGAAGAUUCCCGCACUGACCACUAUGAAACAACGUGCACAAGGAACUUUCCAUCGUACAAAAAUGUACAACGCUACCAGUGAAGAUACUAACUCCUUGUUCACAAUGCUGAGACAUCACGGGAUGAAAAUUGAGGAGGCAGGUAAACCUUGCGUUUCACAAGCCUCUAUUAUUGUUUCCAUAUCGUCUUGGGCCUAA
Messenger RNA from Strongylus vulgaris, 306 nucleotides. NCBI's taxonomy places the organism in Eukaryota, Metazoa, Nematoda, Chromadorea, Rhabditida, Strongylidae. The record is from the annotation of a GenBank genome assembly.